Messenger RNA from Penicillium longicatenatum, 915 nucleotides. Its product is annotated as DUF3431 domain-containing protein. NCBI's taxonomy places the organism in Eukaryota, Fungi, Ascomycota, Eurotiomycetes, Eurotiales, Aspergillaceae. Bases 1 to 915 code for a protein of 304 amino acids. The transcript has 2 exons. The record is from RefSeq and is a predicted model, not a curated record.
AUGAAAAGUGGAACGCGCAUCGCAUUAUGCGUUGUGUCGCUUCUCUGCUUCGCCCUUUACCUACUGGAGGCACAUAUCCAGGAUAUUUGUAACCAAUACCGCGCUGGCGCAUACUUGGUGGAAUGGUGGUAUCAAAAAUCUGGGUCAAAUUUGCCUGCGCACCAUGGCACCCCCGACGACAAAGUCAUUGUUAUGGCCAAGCUUGAAGAGGAGAAUACCGAUUGGGUAGGAGAGGAGCUGCCUGACUGGCAAAGCGCCAUCUACAUCGUCAAUCCCUCGGAAGAAACCCGAAUGAACGAAAACAUCCUCACCACCCCCUACAACAAAGGUCACGAAGCAAUGGCCUACCUCACCUACGUCAUCGACCACUACUACGUCCUCCCUUCCACAAUUGCUUUCCUCCAUGCCCACCGUUCUGGCUUCUUCAUGGCCUGGCACGUCGACGCACCCCUUCAUGACAACGUCAUUGCCAUGCAAAACCUCCAAACACGCUUCGUCGAACAGAACGGUUACGCCAAUCUUCGCUGCAACUGGAACCCAGGUUGCAAGGCCGACCACCGCUACAACACGCACGUCACCGAUGAGAUCUGGUGGGAUAUUUUCCAGGGCACUAGCACACCGCCGCUCAACGUCUCAUCCUCAUACGAGGUCUCUCGGGUGGACCAGAAAUAUAUUCGCAAGCCCGAACAGAUUGCUGCAGCAUGCUGUGCGCAGUUUGCCGUGUCGAAGGAUCAGGUGCGCAGGCGCCCGCAUGAGGACUACGUGAGGUUUCGGCAGUGGCUCCUCGACACAGACCUGACCGAUGCGAAAUCAGGCCGUGUGAUGGAAUUCCUGUGGCAUUACAUCUUCGGCAUGGACUCGGUUUACUGUCCCGAUGAGGAGCUUUGUUACUGUCAGGUUUAUGGACAGUGCUAA